ACAGGGAUUUCCUCUCCAGCCAAUCGCGUCUGAGUUACGGGAUUGCCCGUAACAAUCAUGGAGGGAGAGGCUGCUGUGAGGGCAGGCUGAUUUAACAUCCAAACCCACGGCGGCCAGCAAAGACAGUGUAGCGGCACGGCCCCGAGCAUGGAGGGUGGCAACGCUGGCAGUGGUGGCAGCGACAGCAGCCCCAGCGGUAGUGGCGGGGCGCAGCAAAGGGAGCUGGAGCGCAUGGCUGAGGUCCUGGUCACCGGGGAGCAGCUACGGCUCAGGCUGCAUGAAGAAAAGGUUAUUAAAGAUAGGCGACAUCAUCUCAAAACCUACCCAAACUGUUUUGUCGCAAAAGAACUGAUCGACUGGCUGAUUGAGCACAAAGAGGCGUCUGACAGAGAGACGGCAAUUAAACUCAUGCAGAAGUUAGCGGACCGGGGCAUCAUUCAUCAUGUGUGUGAUGAGCACAAGGAAUUCAAGGACGUCAAACUCUUCUACCGCUUUAGAAAGGAUGACGGCACCUUCCCAUUGGACAAUGAGGUGAAAGCCUUCAUGAGAGGCCAGAGGCUAUAUGAGAAGCUGAUGAGCCCUGAAAACACACUCUUGCAGCCCCGGGAAGAGGAGGGGGUCAAGUAUGAGCGCACCUUCAUGGCGUCUGAGUUCCUGGAUUGGCUGGUUCAGGAAGGUGAGGCCACCACAAGGAAAGAGGCCGAGCAGCUUUGCCACCGGCUGAUGGAGUAUGGCAUCAUACAGCAUGUGUCCAACAAACACCCAUUUGUGGACAGCAACCUUCUCUACCAGUUCAGAAUGAACUUCCGGCGGAGGCGAAGGCUGAUGGAGCUGCUCAAUGAGAAAUCCCCCUGCCAGGAAACGCAUGACAGUCCCUUCUGCCUAAGAAAGCAGGGCCAUGACAAUCGGAAAUCUACCAGUUUUAUGUCAGUCAGCCCCAGCAAGGAGAUCAAGAUUGUGUCUGCGGUCAGAAGGAGCAGUAUGAGCAGCUGCGGCAGCAGUGGCUAUUUCAGCAGCAGCCCCACUCUCAGCAGCAGCCCCCCUGUGCUCUGCAACCCCAAGUCCGUGUUAAAGAGGCCUGUGACUUCCGAGGAACUCCUCACUCCCGGGGCUCCGUAUGCCAGGAAGACAUUCACGAUUGUCGGUGACGCUGUUGGCUGGGGCUUUGUGGUAAGAGGAAGCAAGCCAUGCCACAUCCAAGCCGUGGACCCCAGUGGUCCUGCAGCCGCAGCAGGAAUGAAGGUCUGUCAGUUUGUCGUCUCUGUAAAUGGGCUCAACGUGUUGCAUGUAGACUAUCGAACUGUAAGCAAUCUGAUUCUGACGGGCCCACGGACGAUUGUCAUGGAAGUCAUGGAGGAGUUAGAGUGCUGAGCAGGUGGGCCGCCCUUUGAGUGACCUGAGGAUGAGCAAAGCCAAAACAACACAAAGCAAUGCAACGACAAGACUUCCGUCCAAAUCUUUUCUUCGUACAUGCACAUCUUAAUUCGAGUUUCAUACGCUGUUGGAAUAUAGAAGAACCGGAUAAAACAUCUUAAAAACAACAACUUAUGUCAGUGUAGAAAAAAAAAAUGGGAGAAGCAGAAUUUUCUUACUUGGUAGAAUUGCCUUACUUGAUUUCUAAGUGUAGUUCUCAUCCACUGGUUUUUGUUUGUUUGUUUGUUUGUUUGUUUCUUUGUUUGUUUUUUAUCUUAGUUGGCAGAAAGUUGUUAAAAUGCUUCUCUAGCCAAAACAGCAACAUUGAUAAAAUCCCCUUCGUCAGAGUCAAUAAAGUAGUUUUUAGACUUUAGAUUGUACUCUCACCAAAAUGAGCUUGGAGCUGUUUAUUAGGCGAUGUUGGUUUCACUGAGCUUCAAAGGCAUCAUUCAUAGAACUAGUACCUGUUCAUUAGCAUUUUGAAGAAGGUUCUAAAGCAUUCAAGUACCCGAAAACAAUAAAAAAGUCGCAUUUUCUUAAUUCUUACCCUUAGUAUCAACUUCUAACUGAUGUUUCAAUGAUAGCAUUAGUUAAAAAACAAAAACUUUGGGAUGAUAUGGAUAGGUAAUUACGGAGAUACUACUUAAAAUUGUUUGCUUUGUUUUCUCUUUCUGAGCCUAAAUUCAUUUUGUGCUGUCAGUCAGCGACCAUAGUUUUCUAGAAUUAAUGCUGAAUGUGUUGAAUGUGAAAACAGAGAAGUAGAGAAUUCAAAUAGAGAAUUCAAAAUCCAGCCUCUGGCAAGAUUUCACUUUGAAGUCAUCGCUUUUUAAGUGAAGUGUUCUAGAACUUGACCCACCUUUGAGAAAACUUGAAACUGAAUUGCCUUAUUGGCCUGAAUUUUUGCUAACUUCCUAGUGUAACAUUUUCUAAGGAUAUGACAUGCUGCUUAUUUGGUGGGAUUACUUUUCACCAAUAGCACCGGCUUGUGGUGGUGUAACUUUUCAGCUCAGUUGUUUAUAUGCAUGUGUCUUUUUUUUUUUGGUCUAGAAGAGAAUGCAUUUGGGGGCUUGGUGUAUAGAGGAAACUCCUUAAAGUGCCAAAUUACGGAGUCAGGGAAUGCUAAAUUCUUCUUAAUUUCAUAUAAUGCAUUCUGAGCGACAAGGUUACUUUCUUAUUAUGUAUUAACAAAAUAAGAUAGGAAUGUUGUACCUCAGCCAUUUUUUUGUGAUAGGUUAUCAUAAUGUUUUGGUACUGGUGGAAUUGACAUACUGUGCUAAAUGUAUAUUUCUGGUAAUCCAACUUUUCUGAUCUGUAGCUUUAGUCAGAGAAUAGGAUUUUGAAGUAAUAUAGAAUGUCUAAGAGUAAUACUGUCAAUCUACAUUUGAGAAAUGUUACUGUCUCCAUACAUAUUAUUGUAUGUGCAUUUAUACUGUAUACCAGUCUCUGUGCUGCAGUACUUAGCAUACAUGAUCUCUUUUAAUCUUCAUCACAACCCUGCAAGGUUGGUAUUAUCAUCCUCACCUUCUGGCUGUGAAAACUAAGUCUGCGCAAGUUUAAUAAUGAUCUCUAAGUUCACACAGCUGCAAGAACUACUAAGUGAUAUAGUCUGGAUUCAAACAUGGGUUUAUUUAAUAAUACUAAAGCCCAUGUUACCCACCUGCCCUGAAGCCUGUCCGCCUUGAGAGACCUUCUGUGGAGGGCUUGCUCUGUAUCAGGUGCUGUGCUAAAAUUAUACACUGCUUAUUCUUAUUGACCUACAUGGUCAAUAUCAUUAUCACCCUUUUACAGCUUAGGAAACUGAUUCAUAAAGACGUUAGUCUUACGCCCAAAGCCACACAGCUAGUAAGUGGGAGUCCUUACCAUUGGACUGUAAAAAAGUUUUAUAACAUCUUUAAAAGAUGAGUCUUAAAUGCCUUCUGUCCCCAGGUAUCCAUUAAUAAACAAAAGAAGAAGGACCACCUUCCAGGAACUGACAUCUUCUUGCCUGCUGCUUGUACGAGUACAUUUUACUCACAUCCUAUGCCCAACGUCUUAGACCUUGGCAUAACAUCACGCCCCUUUCGCCAAUUUAAGCGCCAGAGCAGUGUCUGGCUUUAUUUACUCCACACAUCCUCUUACCCGUGAAUUUUCUUUGAUUCAGAGAGCGUCAUGGAUGGCUUUGGUCAACAGAAUACCAAGGGGACUCCCAUCACCCUCAGUUUAAAGGCCAAAUGCUAGAGAAUUCUACUGAAGGUCAAGAGAGCUUCACCUUAGCUACACCUCCAUCUCACCCUUGCCGUCCUCACACUGUAAUUAAAGUGAAUGCUUUAAUUAUUCCCUAGGGGUCCCAUCUAGCUCCCUCCAGCCUUUGCGCAAGCAGUUUCUCCUCCCUGGAAUAUCCUUCCUUCUUCUUUGCCUGGAAACAUCUAUCUCAUUAACUGCCCUUAGAUAUUAUCUCUUCUGAGACACCUUUGUCAGCUCCCUAGUUCUGGGAUUGACGCCUCUUCUCUAGAUUCCUAUGGACACUUAUGUACCUCCUAUAAUUAUAACACUGAUGAUAUUUACCUGUCCCAUUACAUGUCUUUCUGCCUAGCUAUACUCUAAUCAUCUGCAGAAGAGGGACCCUGUCUUGUUGCCCAGGUAGUCCCUUUACCUAGCACAGUUCCUGAUACAGAGUUGUGUGUCAGCUAUCCAUGGCUAUCCAGCGAACAACCCACAAAUGUGGCUUAUAACAAAGUUUCUUUACUCAUGAUCCCAUGGGUUGGCUCUGCUGGGAUGGCUAGCCACUGCUCCAUAUUUGUGGUGGAGUUCGCACAAACAUUUGUGGUCAGUGUGUAGGUUGAUUGGGGGCUGACAGAUCUUGGAUGGCUCCAUGCAUACAUCUUGUAGUUGGCUGGGGCUGUUGGCUGGGGUGCCUCAGUUACACUCCAUGUAGCCUUUCCCCAUAGCUAGCCUGGGCUUCCUCAUUAGGCCUCAUGAGAUCAAAGAGGGCGAGAAUGGAAACUACAUGACCUUUUGUGGACUUGCUUGGAAGCCACACAGUGUCACUUGCAUAGCAUUUUGGUGGCCAAAGCAAGUCACAAAACUAGCCCAGAAUCAAGAGGUAGGGAAACAGCCUUUACCUUUUGAUUGGAAAAGCUGCAAAGAAUUCAUGGCCGUUUUUAAUCCAUCAAGAGUAGAUACUGGCUAUUUUUUAAAUACAGGACACAGAAGUCACCUAGUCAUUGAAAGGCUUCAGCUAUCCAGAUGCAAAUUACUGACCAACUGCUAGGUAGAAAUGUAAUGUUGUGAAUAAAGCCCAGUGCCUAAGGGAAACUUCAAAAUCAGAAAAUGCGAAAAGCUAGAUAGCAAGUACUACAUGGAGACACGGAGAGCACAGUUUAUUCUUUGCAUCCUGCUGAUGAGGAAAUAGGUGUGGAAUCACCAGGUGACAUGUCCCAACUUAUGAAGCUUGUUAGGUCCAGAGCCUGGGCCAAACACCAGUCUCCUGUCCCCCAAUCCUAUAUCCUUUACAGUAUAGACUUCUGCAGUGCAGGGUAAGUUGGUAAAAACAGGCCUUUGGCCUGGGGGUACUUUUAAAUGCAAAUGGUACCAUGUACCUGUGAAGGUGAAGGGUAUAUGUUUUAAGUGACUCAGGACUUGGGUUGUUAGAUCAUUAAAAAAUAAGUAUUUUAUGUGAUAUUUUGGCAGUUGAACUGCUUUCACAUUUAGAAAACCCAUCCCUAAGUGUAAACCAAGAAUUAUUCUAAAUUAGCAGUAAGCAGUAUUUCUAAGAGCUUUUAUUUCAUAUGUGUGUCUGUAUGUGGCAGUGUAUUACAUGUGAGGUUUCACUCAUUGAGAAUCCCUGAAAUGACUUUCUUUCUUCCCAGAGAAAGCACUUUUUAAAAUUUUUUCGGUGUUGUGUAAUGUUAUAUUUAGGUUUUUGUGAGGGAGGCGGAAAUAGUGUUUUUGUUUCUUCAUGAGCACAGUAUAUGCUAUCAGUGCAAAUUUGAAAGCCAUGUUUGUUAAUUUUGCUGUAGAGAGAAAAAUGCAAUUGCCAUUUGGGUUGAUCCUAUUGUGUGAUGUUUUAUUAUUAAACUCUGUUAAAUAAUUGUGUAAACCAAUAAGGGGACUAGUUAAGAAAUGAUGGGUAACAUGAAGACAAUUUCCAUGUCUGAGUAGAUUAGAUGUGAUCAAUUUCACACUCACUACCUUAUAAAAGGUGAAUGCGUUGGAGUGGUAGCAAUUAAUAAUUUAAAAAUCAUUGCUUUCAGUUCCAAAUGGAGUCUCGCAUUUUCAUAUACUCAUUCCUUUCAGAUAUGCUGUGAAAAUAAUAAUCUACUUUCAAGAACUAUCUUAAACUAAUGACAUUAACUAUCCUCUCAUAUUGAGUAUUAACCCUGUUUCAUUUUGAUUAUAAAUGAUCAAAAUAACUCUUUUCAGUUUUGCUAAUUGGUUAGAGUCUACUGGUAUCAUUGAACAUGGUGUUAUUCAUUUAAGGCAGAAUUUCAGGUAUGCUUUUCCUCAGUUUAAUACCAAAAGGGCAAAUCUGCAGUGUACCAAAAUGAAGAUCAUCAUCAAAGUUAACACAUGGUAUUAUCAAAUGCACUAAUAUAUGUACUUAAUAUAUAUGUUUAUUUUAAAAUUACAUUGAAAUUUAUGUGCCCCCUUUCUUCAAAAUUAUAGCAUAAUGCUAAAAUUAUGAGAUGAAAAUAGAUAGAUUAGCAUGAAAUAAAUGUUAAUUUUUUUUAAAUGACUUUAAGGUUUCAGCUUUUCCUGUCUUUUAGAACAAAUUAGCUAUUUUUUAUCCAAAGAAAGGGUUGCAUUAUAAAGCUGAUCUACUACUAACCUAUCAGAGAAAACACACGGGAUUCAUCUCUAAUUCUCUAGUGUAGCCAAAAGUGCCAUUUGUAAAACUACUUGAUGAUGGAUGUUUUCUGAAGCUCUUUUGCCUGGAAAAAAAAAAAGUGCAUUAAAAAGCUUUUCCUGUACUGUA
Hipposideros armiger (great roundleaf bat) is the source of this 6367-nucleotide messenger RNA. RefSeq names its product DEP domain containing MTOR interacting protein (gene DEPTOR). The record is from RefSeq and is a predicted model, not a curated record. Lineage: Eukaryota; Metazoa; Chordata; Mammalia; Chiroptera; Hipposideridae. Gene Ontology annotation, biological process: negative regulation of TOR signaling; positive regulation of GTPase activity; G protein-coupled receptor signaling pathway. Gene Ontology annotation, cellular component: plasma membrane. Gene Ontology annotation, molecular function: GTPase activator activity; guanyl-nucleotide exchange factor activity; protein binding. The transcript has 9 exons. Bases 148 to 1371 code for a protein of 407 amino acids.